UGCUCUUCAUUAUCUCAGUCUAGGUGCCUAAGAAACGAAAAUAAUUCACCCAAAUAUGUUAUUUGGUUAUUUACAACUCGUCUCAUUAAAAAACAACAACAAAAAAGAAUAAUAAAACAAUCCAACUAUUUGAACUUUCAAAUAGAGAACGUGAACAGUAAUUAGAUAAGAUGUUGACUCAAAAAGGGAAACCAUAAGUAUCAAAAUGGAUCGAAAACGGUCAGAAUGCCGUAGAUACUUUAGAGGCGACCCGAGCAAAUUCAGAAAAGGAGAACCUCCGUGGCCUUUGAAAGCCCACCAUAAAGGACAGAAGCCAAAACCGAAUAGAGUGGAGCCGUGACUUGCCCUUUCCUUGUGUUCACUUAUUUAAGGGCUUCUUUCCCAUUUUUCACUGCCCUUAGGCGACUGGUGGGUGAAGAUGGGAGCUAUUUGGUGUGUAAGGUGUGUGAGAGGAUCUGCAAAUUCAGGUUGUGUCCCCUUCCGAGCCUCUCCACAGAAACGGCUCCAUCACCCGGUUCACUAUGAGCAGACAGCCCGGUCCCGGGGGCCUUACAUUCAAGCUGUAAAUUGGAAAUACCACCGUCAGGACACCGGAGUUCAAUCCGCACGCAAAGCCGGGAACGUCCCAACCGCUGCACCCGAGGUAAAGACAGGGAAACAAAGUUUUGCCGUCAACCUUCAGAUUGGUCCCGGGACAGGAUACCAAACAGGCGGACGCCCCGCGCAGGUUCCGACGGCUCCUCCGCACUUUCCGGGCUCUUGGCGCCAAAAGAACCCAGCGCUUCCGUCCCCUGCCGGGACUACACGGCACGUAAGACGCGCCAUCAACAAUCCUCCGCCCCGUCAAAUAGUCCCGUUUGGAUGAUCUCAGAUAUACACUUUUCCACGUCAAAAAGCCUUCAGUGGAAACAAAAUGAGACUCAGAGAUGCAUCGCUUUUCUGCUCUGAUGUAAAUGUGGGCUUUUCUCGUCAAUUUCUCCUCACAGAUCCCUCCGCCAGAAAUUGUAUUCUCUGAGCCUUCACUUCCGGGUCCGCCAUUUUGUUGCCUCCAUUUCUCCACGAGGGGGGGUUCAAGGCCCCCAAAAUAUGUAUAUAUGAAAAGGCCAAAAAGUAACCGUCAGUGACAGGGAGUCUUAACUAGAGAAGGAAACGGGACCAAACUGGCGGGCUCGGUGAAAGCGCGGCCGGCAGCGUCCCGGACGAGGAGAGUCCCUUGAGCAGCAGAGAUUAUCCGUUCCUCUCCGUCUUCCCAGGUCUUCUUUCUGUCUUAAGCAUCUGUGGAAAAGGACAUUCUGUGGCUUACCCUCCAACAAUUUAACAACAUUUUUGGUCGUCUGGGACCAUAUUUCCGUCGUGACCCAUCCGGCCCAAUGGAGAUGUUCUUAAACAUCUAUUUCAUACCAUCUGCUUCCUGAAAACUUCUGUUCCUAUGCAUAAAGAUGUCUUUGGUGGACUUGGGGAAGAGGUUGCUAGAAGCAGCAAGAAAAGGGCAAGAUGAUGAAGUGAGAACAUUGAUGGCAAAUGGUGCCCCAUUCACAACAGAUUGGCUUGGAACAUCACCCCUCCACCUUGCAGCUCAGUAUGGUCAUUAUUCCACAGCAGAAGUGCUCCUUCGAGCAGGCGUUAGCAGGGAUGCCCGGACCAAAGUGGACAGGACCCCUUUGCACAUGGCUGCAGCUGAUGGACACGCGCACAUCGUGGAACUGCUUGUUAGGAAUGGUGCAGAUGUCAAUGCCAAGGACAUGCUGAAGAUGACAGCUUUACAUUGGGCUACAGAGCACCACCAUCGAGAUGUUGUAGAGCUACUUAUCAAAUAUGGAGCUGAUGUCCAUGCUUUCAGCAAGUUUGAUAAAUCUGCUUUUGACAUAGCCCUGGAGAAAAAGAAUGCUGAGAUUCUGGUCAUCCUUCAGGAAGCGAUGCGGAAUCAGGUGAAUGCUAAUCCCGAGAGAGCCAACCCUGUGACUGUGACUGCCCCAUUCAUCUUCACAUCUGGAGAAGUUGUCAACCUUGCUAGCCUUGUUUCUUCAGCCAACACCAAAACAACCUCAGCUAAUUCAGAGGAAAUCAUAGAGGGAAAUUCUGUUGACUCAUCAAUCCAGCAAGUUGUGGGGAGCGGAGGCCAAAGGGUCAUCACUAUAGUAACUGAUGGAGUCCCUCUGGGUAAUAUCCAAACUGCAAUCCCUACUGGAAGCAUUGGCCAGCCAUUUAUUGUAACUAUGCAAGAUGGACAGCAAGUUCUCACUGUACCUGCUGGUCAGGUUGCAGAGGAAACUGUAAUUGAAGAAGAGGAAGAAGCAGAGAAGUUGCCUCUGACUAAGAAACCAAGGAUAGACGAGAUGACAAACAGUGUGGAGGAGAACAAGGAGGGCGCUGAAAGAGAGCUACUACAACAGCAGCUCCAGGAAGCCAAUCGAAGAGCUCAGGAAUACCGACACCAGCUCCUAAAGAAAGAGCAGGAGGCAGAACAGUACCGCCUCAAGCUAGAGGCCAUGGCCCGACAACAGCCCAAUGGAGUUGAUUUCACCAUGGUUGAAGAGGUGGCAGAAGUAGAUGCUGUAGUAGUUACAGAGGGGGAGAUGGAAGAGAGAGACAUGGCAGUAACUGGGGCAGGAGGGACCAUAGAGCCUCAUCCUGCAGUUUCCUUGGAAACUGUUUCAUCUUAAUGUGCCAGGGCCACAACCUGUACUAUGUCCAUCUUUUUCUCUUUUUAAAAGAAAAUAGAGAGGACAGACAUUGUAUAAAAAUUAAGAAUGUCCUUAAGAAUAAAACUAUAGCUGGGUACAGUGCUUGGGCUCAGGAAGGCUUGCUAUGCAACUGGAAAAUUCAAAGCCAAAUUUAGGGAACACUUCUUUUGAGGGACCAAAAGAAUAAGGACCAAAUUUCUCAGCUCACAUCAUUGCUUUAAGCUUAGAAGUAAAAGAAUGCUGGAAAUUGUGGGUUGAUUGUUUUUUAAAUAACUGACUUUGUAUCAGAAGAUUUAGAUAACAUUCCUAGUAUGGACACACACAGAGCCUUUAAUAAUUGUACCAUCAAGUGACCUUAAAAUUUGUCUUAGGUUUACGAUGUAUACCUGAUAGAAAAGAAAACUGGGAGGUGGAUUAGAAGCAAGAUUUUGGGAAGAGAAAGAAAUAUAUUCUGCUUCCAAAGGAGCAGGCAUUCCCCUCUAUCCUGAAUUAAUUUCACUGAAAAGAAAUUGGUAAUUGCCUAAUUCUGCAUCCAUUAUGUGUCUAUAAAUCAGAUGCCAGUUUAAGAAAAUGAAGUGGAAUAUUUAAAAACUGGAAAGGGAAGAAAACUUGUUUGUGGGAGAAGUGUAUGUAAAUCCAAAAUCCUCCAGGCUGUGCUUCCACAAUGCUGGAAAGUGGCCAGAAAGAGGAUUGUGGGGUUAUAUAACAAUCUGGUCUUGAGAUACAAACUUUGUUCUGGCUGGAUUUUAUAAAAUUGCAAUCAGGAGGGUAGUCUUUGCUAGAACAACUUGCUUCCAAACAUUUAUUUAUAUAAUAUCAAGCUUUAAUAUCAACUUUUUAAUUUCAUAAAAUUUUUGUUGAGUUUUCUAAGUGUGCCUUUCUGUGGAGCUUAUAUGGUAUCCUCCUAAUUGCAAAAGAAGUCGGGAAAGAGGUGAGUGCUGAUAGUGUUGGUGGAGUUUUGUUUCCAUUUGGCUUGGGAUGAGGAAAUUGUUCUUUUUCCUCAAGGUCUGACUUUGUGCAGAGCUUUUGUGCUUUAUGGGUGCCCAGUGUGUGUUGGCAAAGGAAAUAAAAAACUAGCAGUGCCAUAAAGUAAGGAACCAAAAA
This is a messenger RNA of Canis lupus familiaris (dog), 3788 nucleotides long. It is a transcript of the gene GABPB2, whose product is annotated as GA binding protein transcription factor subunit beta 2. The record is from RefSeq and is a predicted model, not a curated record. Gene Ontology annotation, cellular component: nucleus. Gene Ontology annotation, molecular function: transcription cis-regulatory region binding; protein binding. Lineage: Eukaryota; Metazoa; Chordata; Mammalia; Carnivora; Canidae. The transcript has 9 exons. Gene Ontology annotation, biological process: positive regulation of transcription by RNA polymerase II. The coding region runs from base 1440 to 2663 and encodes 407 amino acids.